Molecule: messenger RNA, 4590 nt
Organism: Closterium sp. NIES-65
Lineage: Eukaryota; Viridiplantae; Streptophyta; Zygnematophyceae; Desmidiales; Closteriaceae
Source: the annotation of a GenBank genome assembly
AUGGGGGUUUCUCCAGUUCAAGUGUCAUCGUAUCCGCCAGGCUCCUGGGCCCAUGUUGCAACAAGCAUGGGCUACCGUCCAUCCACGGGGCCUGGUUCAGCUAUUCCCAUUGGUGUUCCUGCUGGCGGCAGUAUGGUGGCGGCAUCUUCUGGCAUGCAGCCAGCAUUCGGUCAUCAACAAACAUCAAUGUGGAACCCAAUGACCUCCCAUGGGACUGUCGUGGGCUCUCCAGCCCCCAGCAUGCCGGCUUCUGUGGGCACGCUGCACCAUUCAGUCUCCAUGCCGCAGCUACCAAUUGCAUCAACAGCUCAAGCUGCUGGUCAAGAUGCAAGUGGAGGGGGCCAAAUGUCUGCUCUGUCACUUCCUCCGGCACAUGCGUUGGGAUUCACAGAGCAGCAUUCUUCCUGGCCGCUGGCUGUAACUGGUGCAUCUGCCCCAUCGGUGACCCUAUCAGACCUUGAAGCAUGUCCCUCUGGGCAAGGAAGUCAAUUUGCCGAUACAACAGUGAGUGGUACGGAUGAUGAAGGUGGCACUGCUGCUACAACAAUCAACAAUGAAGGAGCACUUGCUCUUCCAUCACAUGAUGAAGCUGGCGUGGACGUGGGGAGUGUGGUCGGGGUGAACGGGCUGAUGACGGACAUAGAGCCCAUGCUGCAGGACGUGCGCGAGGGGGACCUGCUGAAGAACCUCGAGCAGCUCACCAAGGUGGCCUCUGAUGCCGCCUCCGACCUCAGGCAGCUGAACAGCUCUAUUUUAACCAAGGAGAACACGGAGCUGCUGCGGCAGUCAGUGUCCACACUCACCAAGACGCUCAAGCACGUCGAGGGCAUCAGUGCUGACAUCAGUAGCCUCACAGGCGACCCCAGCACGCGGGACCACCUGAGGCAAAUCAUUGAGUCCCUCAGUCGCCUCCCCUCAUUUCCCCUCUCGUCGCCCUCGUUUCCCUCCCCAUCGCCCACAUUUCGCUACCUGUCGCUCACAAUUCCCUCCAUCCUCCCUUCCUCUCAUCCGCCCUUCCUCUCGUCCGCCCUUCUCUCACAUCCUCUCUCCCUCUUAUCCGCCCCUCCUAUCGUCCUCAUUUCCACUCGUCCUCCCUACCCUUCUUUCGCCACGCGCCCUCAUCCGCCCUCCACCUCAUCCGCCCUCCCCCUCGUCCGCCCUCCCUCUCAUCCACCCUUCUUCUCGUCCUCCCUCCCCCUCAUCCAGCCUCCCCCUCAUCCGCCCUUCAUCUCAUCCUCCAUUCUCUCAUCCAACCUUCCUCGCAUCCCCCCUUCCUCUCAUCCUCCUUUCCUCUCAUACAACCUCCCUCUCAUCCUCCUCUCCUCUCAUCCGCCCUUCCUCUCAUCCGCCCUUCCUCUCAUCCGCCCUUCACGCUCUCAUCCUCUCUCCUUCUCAUCGUCUCUCCCUCUCAUUCGCCCUUCAUCUCGUCCUCCCCUCAACUCGUAUUCCCUCCCCUACUUCAGCCCCCCCCCCCCUCAUCCGCCAUCCCUAUCAUCCACCAUUCCUCGCGUCCACCCUUCCUCGCAUCCUCCUGCCCUGCUUCCUUCCUCGCAUCCGCCCUUCCUCUCAUCCACCCUUCCUCCUUCUCUCCCAUCCUCUCUCCUUCUCAUACUCCCUUUCUCUCGUCCUCCCUUCCUCUCAUCCCCCCCUCCUCUCAUCCUCCUUUCCACUCAUCUCCCUUUCCUGUCAUCCUCCCAUCCCCACAUCCGCCCUUCCUCUCAUCCGCCCUUCCUCUCAUCCGCCCUUCUCUCCCAUCCUCUCUCCUUCUCAUACUCCCUUUCUCUCAUCCUCCCUUCCUCUCCCCUUCCAUUCCUCUCAUCCCCCCUUCCUCUCAUCCUCCUUCCCUCUCAUCCGCCCUUCCUCUCAUCAGCCCUUCGCGCUCUCAUCCUCUCUCCAUCUCAUCGUCUCUCCCUCUCUUCCUCCUUUCCCUCGUCCACCCUUCUUCUCGUCCUCCCUCCCCCUCAUCCGUCCUCCCCCUCAUCCGCCCUUCCUCUCAUCCUCCCUUCCCCACAUCCGCCCUUCAUCUCAUCCUCUGUUCCCCUCGUCCUCCCUUCCUCUCAUCCCACCUCCUCUCAUCCUCCUUUCCUCUCAUCUUCCUUUCCUGUCAUCCUCCCAUCCCCACAUCCGCACUUCCUCUCAUCCGCCCUUCUCUCCCAUCCUCUCUCCUUCUCAUUCUCUCAUUCUCUCAUACUCCCUUUCUCUCAUCCUCCCUUCCUCUCCCCUUCCAUUCCUCUCAUCCUCCCUUCCUCUCAUCCUCCUUCCCUCUCAUCCGCCCUUCCUCUCAUCCGCCCUUCCUCACAUCCGCCCUUCACACUCUCAUCCUCUCACCUUCUUAUCGUCUCUCCCUCACAUCCUCCUUUCUCUCAUCCACCCUUCUUCCCGUCCUCCCUCCCCAUCAUCCGCCCUCCCCCUCAUCCGCCCUUCAUCCCAUCCUCCCUUCCCCCCAUCCGCCCUUCAUCUCAUCCUCUGUUCCCCUCUUCCCCCCUUCCUCUCGUCCUCCUUCCCUCUCAUCCCCCCUUCCUCACGUCCUCCUUUCCUCUCAUCCGCCCUUCCUCACGUCCUCCCUUCCUCUCGUCCUCUCUCCCCUACUUCCGCCCCCCCCCCCCCCUCAUCCGCCCUCCCUAUCAUCCACCCUUCCUCUUGUCCACCCGUCUUCUCGUCCUCCCACCCCCUCAUCCGCCCUUCAUCUCAUCCAACCUUCCUCUCGUCCACCCUUCCUAUCAUCCUCCCUUCCUCUCAUCCGCCCUUCCUCGCUUCCUCCCCUCCUCUCAUUCUCCCUUCCUCUCGUCCACCCUUCCUCUCAUCCCCUCCUCCUCUCAUCCUCCCUUUGUCCCAUCCGGCCUUCCUCUUAUCCUCUCUCCUCAUCCUCCCUUCCUCUCAUCCCCCCUUCCUCACAUCCACCUUUCCUCCCAUCCUCCCUUCCUCCCAUCCGCCCUCAUUUCCCUUCCUGUCGUUCCUCAUUUCCCUACCUGUCGUUCCAUAUAUCUGAUUCCUCCAUUCCAAUCUUUCCUCCUUCAACCCUGCCCUCCUUGCCUCCUCAUUCCAGCACGCAGACACCUUUCGGCCAGCAACACCACUCACCAGCUCCCAAUACUGCCAACGGAGAGCAUGCUGCAUAUCUGUGAAGAGAGUGGCCGAGACCUCACACGGGAGCGUCAAGCACACGAUGCUGCUUGGCAUAUCGCUCCUCAAACUCAGAUAUUCCCGACCGUUCUUUCGCAUUUUGAACCUGCGGGGGCAAGCCCGUUGGCUGCACAAGAGGAGGUGAGGAGAGAGGAGCGUCCCACAUUCCAGAGUGGAGCACGGGAGGCGAGAGGAGAGGAGCACCAUGCCCUGUCAGAGUGGACCACGGGAGGUGAGGAGAGAGGAGCACCCCACCUGUCAGAGGGGAGCACGGGAGGUGAGGAGAGAGGAGCACCCCCCUGUCAGAGGGGAGCACGGGAGGUGAGGAGAGAGGAGCGUCCCACAUUCCAGAGUGGAGCACGGGAGGCGAGAGGAGAGGAGCACCAUGCCCUGUCAGAGUGGACCACGGGAGGUGAGGAGAGAGGAGCACCCCACCUGUCAGAGGGGAGCACGGGAGGUGAGGAGAGAGGAGCGUCCCACAUUCCAGAGUGGAGCACGGGAGGUGAGGAGAGAGGAGCACCCCCCUGUCAGAGGGGAGCACGGGAGGUGAGGAGAGAGGAGCGUCCCACAUUCCAGAGUGGAGCACGGGAGGCGAGAGGAGAGGAGCACCAUGCCCUGUCAGAGUGGACCACGGGAGGUGAGGAGAGAGGAGCACCCCACCUGUCAGAGGGGAGCACGGGAGGUGAGGAGAGAGGAGCACCCCCCUGUCAUAGGGGAGCACGGGAGGUGAGGAGAGAGGAGCGUCCCACAUUCCAGAGUGGAGCACGGGAGGCGAGAGGAGAGGAGCACCAUGCCCUGUCAGAGUGGACCACGGGAGGUGAGGAGAGAGGAGCACCCCACCUGUCAGAGGGGAGCACGGGAGGUGAGGAGAGAGGAGCACCCCACCUGUCAGAGGGGAGCACGGGAGAGUGGACCACGGGAGGUGAGGAGAGAGGAGCACCCCACCUGUCAGAGGGGAGCACGGGAGGUGAGGAGAGAGGAGCACCCCCCUGUCAGAGGGGAGCACGGGAGGUGAGGAGAGAGGAGCUUCCCACAUUCCAGAGUGGAGCAACGGAGGUGAGGAGAGAGGAGCGUCCCACGUUCCAGAGUGGAGCACUGCAGGCGAGAGGAGAGGAGCACCAUGCCCUGUCAGAGUGGACCACGGGAGGUGAGGAGAGAGGAGCACCCCACCUGUCAGAGGGGAGCACGGGAGGUGAGGAGAGAGGAGCACCCCCCUGUCAGAGGGGAGCACGGGAGGUGAGGAGAGAGGAGCGUCCCACAUUCCAGAGUGGAGCACGGGAGGCGAGAGGAGAGGAGCACCAUGCCCUGUCAGAGUGGACCACGGGAGGUGAGGAGAGAGGAGCACCCCACCUGUCAGAGGGGAGCACGGGAGGUGAGGAGAGAGGAGCGUCCCACAUUUCAGAGUGGAGCACGGGAGGCGAGAGGAGAGGAGCACCAUGCCCUGUCAGAGUGGACCACGGGAGGUGA